AUGAUUGUCAUUAACAUGAAGAUGUUACAUAGAAUCCGCUGGUUUGUCUACUCUUCAUCAUGGGUUUUGUGCACAGUAGCUGUACAAGUCUGUGACUCUUUGGACUCCAACGUAGGUUGCAACCUACCUAUUGAAAACACUAGUGGAUUUCUGAGCCAACCUGGAGACAUUAUUAUUGGGGGAACUUUUCCACUUCAUUUGGAUAGAGUCUACCACAACAAUAAUUUCACAGAAACCCCACCAAAAAUCCAAUGUCAGAUGUUUAGCCUAGAGCAUUUCCAAAGUAUGCAAGCUCUAAUAUUCGCUGUGGAAGAGAUUAACGCUGACCCCAAACUCCUCCUCAAUAUUACUCUGGGUUUCCAGAUAUUCGACACUUGUAUUACGUUACGGCAGGCAGUGCAUGGGGCUCUUUGGAUACUUUCAGGAGGACAAGACAUCACACCGAAUUAUCAGUGUCAUAAAGAGGCACCUCUUGCAGGUAUUAUUGGUGACUCUGGGUCCACACAAUCAAUUCUUCUAGCUCAACUAUUGGGAUUGUACAGAUACCCUCAAAUCAGUUAUUUGGCAACUAGUCCUAUUCUUAGCAAUCGCUAUCUAUUUCCCUCCUUUUACCGGACCAUACCUAGUGAUGAAUUUCAGAUGAGGGGGUUGGCCCAGCUGGUUUCUCAUUUUGGUUGGACUUGGUUUGGCCUUCUUGCCAGCGAUGAUGAUUAUGGUCAAUUAGGAACCCAGAUGGUAAAGCAGGCAAUAACAAAGGCUGGAGCUUGUGUGGCUUUUACUGAGAAUAUCAUAUCUGGUCUGUCACAUAGGAAUGCUCCUCAAAUUGCCGAAGUCAUUAAAAAGUCAACUGCAAAAGUGACAGUUGUCAUAGCCACUGAUCAUAGCUUUGUGAUUGUGGUGGAAGAGCUUUUGAGACAAAAUGUGACUGGGGUUAUCUGGGUAGCCAGUGAAGGCUGGGCAACAGCUGUUGUACUUUCGAAGGAAAAUUUCCGAUUCAUUUUAGAGGGUACCAUUGGAUUUGCCACUCAUGCUAGACAAAUAUCCAAGUUUACCAGGUACCUCCAAAGUCUUCAUCCAUCUAAAGAGCCUCAAAAUGUAUUUUUAAGGCAAUUUUGGGAACAGGCUUUUACUUGUAAAUGGCUCCGCCAGGAGGAGGUAGUUAAAGAGGCUGGAAAUGCUACAGUUCAAGCAUGCACAGGAGAUGAAAAGCUGGAGAGUCUAUUAACAGAAAAAGAUUACAGAGUAGCUCACAAAGUAUACAUGGCUGUUUAUGCCAUUGCAUGGGCUCUACAGAAUUUGCUUUACUGUACACCUGAAUCUGGUCCAUUCAGUAAUGGAAGCUGUGCCAACAUCUCUUCAUUUCACCCUUGGCAUCUUCUCCACUACAUUAAAAAUAUACAUUUUAAGACUAAAGAUGGGAGUCAAGUAUUUUUUGAUGGUAAAGGGAACCCUCCAGCCAUUUAUGACAUUGUGAACUGGCAUGUGAGUGAAGAAGGCACACUGGAGCAGAUUGUAGUCGGCAGUUAUGACUUGAAUGCUGCUGAUGGGAAGACCAUGAAAAUUAACAGCACUGCUAUCACAUGGAACAGCAAUGAAACCCAGGUUCCAGUUUCAAAGUGCAGCCCAAGCUGUUCCACAGGAUUUCGUAUAGUAACGAUUCCAGGAAAACCCCCAUGCUGCUAUGAUUGUAAUCUAUGUCCCCAAGGACAUAUUUCCAACCAAACAGAUGCUGUGGAAUGUCAUCCAUGUUCCUGGGACAUGUGGCCCAAUCUACAACAGGACAGAUGCUUACCAAGAAAUACAGAAUUCCUUUCCUAUGAAGAACCUUUGGGUUACAUUUUAGUAGCUGUUUCCAUUGUCUCUUCCCUGAUCCCACUUGCUAUUUUAGGAGUUUAUAUUUGUUAUAAGAAAACACCAAUUGUGAGAGCCAACAACUAUUCCCUUAGCUGUCUGCUUCUGUUUUCCCUGUUCCUCUGUUUCCUUUGCUCUUUAGGGUUCAUUGGUUACCCACAACCUGAAAAGUGUCUUCUGCGCCAGGUGGCAUUUGGGAUGGUUUUUGCUCUUUGUAUUUCUUGUGUUCUGGCCAAAACCAUCACUGUUGUCAUUGCCUUUAAUGCAACCAAACCAGGCAGCAGGUUAAGAAAGUGGACAGGGGUAAUGGUGUCCUACUGGAUCAUUUUGUUUUGUACCUUGAUUCAGUUAUGUGUGUCUGUGAUGUGGUUGAUCUUUUCUCCUCCUUUCCCUGAACCUGACAUUAACACCAAUCCUGGAGUCAUUAUUGUAACCUGCAAUGAAGGUUCACCCACUGCUUUCUGGUGCAUGAUGGGUUACCUUGGCCUCUUGGCCACCAUCAGUUUCCUUGCCGCUUUCUUGGCCAGACGACUCCCUGACAGUUUCAAUGAAGCCAAAUUUAUCACAUUCAGUAUGUUGGCUUUCCUCAGUGUCUGGGUGUCCUUUAUCCCAGCCUAUCUCAGUGCACGGGGCAUGUAUACUGUGGCAAUGGAGGUCUUUGCCAUUCUGUCUUCCAGUUGGGCUGUGGUGAUCUGUAUCUUUGUACCAAAGUGUUUUAUUGUAUUGUUUAGACCCAACAUGAACUCAAGGGAACAUCUCCUGGGCAGAGACAGAGGUCAAAAAUUAAAAAAUAAAAUCCCAAACAAUAUCCCAAAAUAA
Xenopus laevis (African clawed frog) is the source of this 2670-nucleotide messenger RNA. RefSeq names its product extracellular calcium-sensing receptor. The coding region runs from base 1 to 2670 and encodes 889 amino acids. NCBI's taxonomy places the organism in Eukaryota, Metazoa, Chordata, Amphibia, Anura, Pipidae. The record is from RefSeq and is a predicted model, not a curated record. The transcript has 6 exons.